Molecule: messenger RNA, 982 nt
Organism: Rana temporaria (common frog)
Lineage: Eukaryota; Metazoa; Chordata; Amphibia; Anura; Ranidae
Exons: 3
Coding region: 97-882 (261 amino acids)
Source: RefSeq, a predicted model, not a curated record
GGGGAGCGGGUUCAGGCACCGCUAGCACUACUGGCAGAAUGGGACAUUGAUGUGGCCCAGGCAAAUAGGGCUCAGGCCCAAAGAGACGUGCCAAGGAUGCCUGCACUGGAUGCCACCCUCUACAGGCAAGGCUCGACCGACCCCCGCGAUGUUGCUGUGGGUGGAUAUAACAGCCUGAAAACCAAGUUGGAGACCGGUGGCAGCAGCAAGCAAGCAAGACUGCAUCUCCUCAGUCGCUCUCUCUCUCUCCCCCCACACCCCCACCUUCUCCUUCCAUCGCACAAGGAGCUGCCCCCCUUAUCCACACAUAGAUGCCCGAGAUGUUUGCCAUCAACUGCCACCAUUGGGAGAAAAAAUAAAUCCUGGGCACGUCUAAAGCCAGAGGAUCAGGAGGAGAGCAUUGAAUCAUCUUGUCACUUUGGACUGGAAUGGGAUUUUCUUGCUGCUGGGCUGCACACAAGCCUUUCACAUCUUCUCCAGGAGUCUUGGGUGAGAAUGAAGCGAUUUACAAUGCAAAUAGAGGCCUGGCCAAGGGAUGGAUGCACACUGGGAGCUUGCUGGUGGUCUGUGCUGCACACACAUCAGUGGAUUAUUACUGAUGGGAAUAACUCGCCAGGAGCAAAGUUGGGGAUAAACUUUGAUGGCAACAGAUCUCUGAUGGCUUGGUUAUGGAGACCAUGGCUGGUGAUCGGGAGCGAUGUGUUUGGCCAGGGGAUUGUUACAACAAGAGACUGCUCUACAAGCCCCAUCCAAGCCUCAUGUGAUGAUCUUCAGAGGGAUGGUGGAUCGCUGGCACCUGGAUACACGAGAAGUGGUUGUUAUCUUUGGUUAUCUAGCUGUAUGAGUUUAUCGCUUUUCAUAAAGCUAGAUAACCGAAAGUAAAAACUCCUUCCAGAACAUCACACCGCUGAAGGAUGUACAAUCCACACACAAGGGGACUGCUGGAACUGACUCAGCCAAUCACAAAUUGGACCCCCCCCCC